Molecule: messenger RNA, 1178 nt
Organism: Agrilus planipennis (emerald ash borer)
Lineage: Eukaryota; Metazoa; Arthropoda; Insecta; Coleoptera; Buprestidae
Product: membrane-associated progesterone receptor component 1
Exons: 3
Coding region: 196-771 (191 amino acids)
Cellular component (GO): endomembrane system; membrane
Source: RefSeq, a predicted model, not a curated record
AGUUUGUUAAAAAGUAGAGAAUUGAAGUAGAGAAGGAGAUAACGUUCUUGUUUACCCAUAGCAUAAACAAAAAAAAAUAACGUAUCACCAAACCUCACAUUUACUAUAAAAAUAAGUUGUGAACAGAUUUGUCAAGUCAAAGUGAAUCAGCUAUAACGACUAGAAAUAAUAUAACGAAGUCAAAACGUUGUGAAUAUGGCCAGUAGUGAUUUUAGUUUAAGUUGUUUUUUAUCAAAUGCAUUUUAUGAAAUAAUAGGAAGUCCACUAAAUAUCGGACUUGUUUCGUUAAUAGCUUUUCUUGUUUAUAAAAUAUUUAAGAAUAAAACGAAUGAGUUAAAUGUACUUCCGGUAGAACCACAUCUUCCUAAACUUAAACGAAGAGAUUUUACUAUAGAAGAGCUAAAGCAAUUUGACGGCACACAAGAAUCUGGACGUGUUUUGAUUGCAGUGCUUGGAAAUGUUUAUGACGUUACUAGAGGAAAACGUUUUUAUGGACCAGGAGGGCCUUAUGCAGCCUUCGCUGGUCGUGAUGCAUCAAGAGGCCUUGCAACUUUUUCAGUAACAUGCAAAACAGAUGAAUAUGAUGAUUUAAGUGAUUUGGGAGCAAUGGAAAUGGAUUCUGUUAAAGAAUGGGAGGCACAAUUCAGAGAAAAGUACGAUUUUGUGGGUCGCCUUUUAAAGCCUGGCGAAGAACCUAGAAGUUAUUCGGACGAAGAAGAUGACGAGGAAACAGGGGGAGAAGGAGGUGGCGAGAAAGUGAAAAGUCAAUAAGUACUGUAAAUAUAAGAAUUUAAUGCAUUCAAAACCCUGUAAUAUGGUAAUUAAGGCUGCUUAUACUUAUAAUUUUAAAUAAUUGUAUUGUAUAGAUAUUGUACCUCUACAAAUCUUUUUUUAAACUAAAUCUACAGAAAUGGAUUUCAUCCUAAAUGCAUUUAUCAGAAUUACUAUAAUUAAAUUGUAAAAAUAUUAUUUUAAGGUGCACUUGAGUGAGUUUGAAGCAAAAUUAAGAAUUAUGGCAUAAAACUGAUUACUUAAAGCCGUUAAUGAAUGUUAUUUUUCAAUGUCUAUAUAUUUACACCGCUUUCUUCAACUUAUUAUUCUUAUUUGUACUUAAGGUUAAUGGUUUGGUGUAAAAAAUUGAUGUUUUUUCCCAAUAAAAACGGUUUAUUAGGUCUGAU